AUGUACACCGAAGCGCAAAUUAAUGAUAUUUUUGAAGCGGUGACAAAGUCAGAGAAUUUCCUGAAAACGGAGAAGUCGUCUAUGACUGCACGAUUACUGGAUCAGAUACACAAAGGCGGAAUUGCAAAUGAAGGUGCUAGAGUAGGACUCCCUUUCAAUUGGCAGAAUUAUAUUAUCAUCUACUCGGUUGGAAUUCCAGAAGCUCUCUGUGCAAAUGUUUUAAUCGAUAUACCAAAUGUAGGAAGGAAAUGGGGAAUGGUCCUUUCAGCUUUUGGAAUGGGAAUUUCAUUAUGUUUAUGUGCAAUUGUAGAUGAUUUAACUACUGAAGUGGCUAUGAACGCAUCGGAAUAUUUUUUCCAAGGAUCAGCAUGUGGAUUAACUUCAACUUUAGGAAGAUUAUCAUCAAUCAUUGCACCAAUUGCAGUCAGUUCAGUCAUAGAUAGAUCAACUAAUACUGUACUUUAUUCAGCUGGUGGUGGUGCUAUUGUGGCUGGUUUAGCUUUACCUGGUUUCCCUUUGGAAACAAGAGGGAGCGGAUAUACUUGUAUGCUUUAA
Molecule: messenger RNA, 555 nt
Organism: Melampsora larici-populina 98AG31
Lineage: Eukaryota; Fungi; Basidiomycota; Pucciniomycetes; Pucciniales; Melampsoraceae
Exons: 5
Coding region: 1-555 (184 amino acids)
Source: RefSeq, a predicted model, not a curated record